Talaromyces proteolyticus is the source of this 825-nucleotide messenger RNA. Its product is annotated as putative urease accessory protein UreG. The transcript is spliced from 3 exons. Gene Ontology annotation, molecular function: GTPase activity; nickel cation binding. The record is from RefSeq and is a predicted model, not a curated record. NCBI's taxonomy places the organism in Eukaryota, Fungi, Ascomycota, Eurotiomycetes, Eurotiales, Trichocomaceae. Bases 1 to 825 code for a protein of 274 amino acids.
AUGGCAUCCAUAGACCACACUCAUUCCCACGAUGGCGGGUUCAGCCAUUCUCAUGACAGUGCUCUCGGUGACCACGGCCAUACGCACGAGAUCCUCGACGGCCCCGGUUCGUUUCUGAGCCGCGAACAGCCGCUGUCGAACCACGAGGGAAGGGAUUGGAAGGAUAGAGCUUUCACGAUUGGCAUUGGCGGACCAGUCGGAUCAGGCAAAACAGCGUUGAUGUUGAAGCUAUGCCUGGCAUUGAGGGACGAAUAUAACAUCGCGGCGGUGACAAAUGAUAUUUUCACAAGGGAAGACGCCGAGUUCCUCACCCGCAACCAAGCCCUGGCCCCCGAGCGAAUCAGUGCCAUCGAGACCGGCGGGUGCCCUCAUGCAGCCGUGCGCGAGGAUAUCAGCGCUAAUUUGCUUGCUCUUCAAACCCUCCAACGCAAAUUCACCACGGAUCUACUGCUGAUCGAAUCCGGCGGUGAUAACCUCGCCGCCAACUACUCGCGGGAACUCGCCGAUUAUAUUAUCUACGUGAUCGAUGUUGCCGGCGGCGACAAGGUGCCGCGCAAGGGCGGGCCGGGGAUUACGGGUAGUGACUUGUUGGUGAUCAACAAGGUUGACCUGGCGGAAGCGGUGGGUGCGGAUUUGGAUGUGAUGGCUCGUGAUGCGGGCAAGAUCCGGGAAGGUGGGCCGACGGUGUUUGGCUCUGUAAAGCAUGGGAAUGGUGUGGAGCAUAUUGUCAAUUUGAUUAUUAGUGCGUGGAAGGGGAGUGGAGGGUAUGAUGAGAGUUUGCAGAGAUGGAAGAAUGGUGCGGUUAGGGGGUCGGGCGCUGUGUAA